CCUCCCCGUUGGCAUUGACUGCUCUUUUGCGUCACUUCCGGCGCCCUUUGGGCUGGUACCCGGAAGUGGGGAAUAUUUGAGGUGUCGCUAUGUGGCCGGAAAGAAAAAAGUUUCCACACGAUAUGGCUACUUCCAGGUUUUCUGGCAUGGAACUACUAAGGAAUGUAAUGUGCAUUAAACAGCUGGUGUAUUUUGCCUGAAGGGCACUAUGUUUCAAAGGCACACAGAGGAGACCAGAGGCAGCUGAUCUUCAAUCACGGGCAGGAGGCACGAGGGAGGAAGUGGAGAGCCAGACCGCGCUGGAGGGCAAGGCUGAAGCAGAAAGCAGAAGCGGAAUGGAGGUGAAGAGCUGAGUUCCUUUUUGUAUCAUUGGUUCUGGGGAUGAUGUUCGUGUGUUUUGAAUCUGUAACAACUGGCUGACAACAGGAGUCUCUCUCUUUCUCUAGCUUGCCUGUUCAAACUGUCCUGAAAUGGGUAGGUUCAGUAUUUCUUGUCUGUUUCCUGCUUCUUGGCACUUCAGCAUUUCCCCGGUAGGGUGUCCUCGAAUACUGAACACCAUGUUACGGCAGAUCAUUGUCAUUGGGUUGCUUGCUAUUGCAUUCGUCUUGCUGUACUAUUCCAUUGUAAAAUAUGGCUACAGGGACAAAAAGCUGCACAGGUAUCUUGCUCGAGUAACCGACACAGAAGCCACAGAUACCAACAAUCCCAGGCUGAACUAUGGCAUUAUGGUAGACUGUGGUAGCAGUGGAUCUAGGAUCUUUGUGUAUUGGUGGCCAAGACACAAUGGCAAUCCACAUGAUUUGCUGGACAUCAAACAAAUGAGGGACAAAAACAGCAAACCAGUGGUUAUGAAAAUUAAACCAGGCAUUUCAGAAUUUGCUACCUCUCCUGAAAAAGUCAGUGAUUAUAUUUUCCCACUUCUGAGCUUUGCUGCAGAACAUGUACCCCGUGCAAAACAUAAGGAAACACCUCUGUAUAUCCUGUGUACAGCAGGGAUGAGAAUCUUGCCAGAGAGCCAGCAAAAGGCUAUACUAGAAGACCUGCUUACUGAUAUCCCAGUGCAUUUUGAUUUUCUGUUUUCGGACUCCCACGCUGAGGUUAUUUCAGGAAAACAGGAAGGAGUAUAUGCAUGGAUUGGCAUUAACUUUGUCCUUGGAAGAUUUGAGCAUACCGAUGAUGAGGAUGAUGCUGUAGUGGAGGUACAUAUUACUGGCAGUGAAAACAAGGAGGCGAUUCUUCGAAAGAGGACUGUGGGUAUACUUGACAUGGGUGGUGUGUCAACUCAAAUAGCAUACGAAGUACCUAAAACUGUAAGCUUUGCCUCUUCACAGCAGGAGGAGAUAGCCAAGAACCUACUUGCAGAAUUUAAUCUGGGGUGCGAUGCUCACCAAACUGAACACGUGUACCGAGUCUAUGUGGCAACUUUCCUCGGCUUUGGUGGAAAUGCUGCACGGCAGAGAUAUGCAGACAGCAUAUUUACCAACACAGUAUUUAGAAACAGGCUUCUAGGCAAACAAACUGGUAUGACUUUGGAUACUCCUUAUUUAGACCCUUGCCUGCCUUUGGAUGUUGAGGAUGAAAUCCAGCAGAAUGGGCAGAAGAUGCAUUUUCGAGGGACAGGAGAUUUUGACCUGUGCCGUGAUGUUAUUCAGCCUUUCAUGAAUAAGACAAAUGAGACGCAAACAUCCUUGAAUGGCAUUUAUCAGCCUCCCGUGCACUUUGAGAACAGCGAGUUCUAUGGGUUCUCGGAAUUCUACUACUGUACCGAGGAUGUAUUACGGAUGGGGGGAGACUACAACGCUGCUAAUUUUAUUAAAGCUGCAAAGGAUUAUUGUGCAACGAAGUGGUCUGUUCUACGGGAACGUUUUGACCGUGGCCUUUAUGCGUCACAUGCAGACCUUCAUCGAUUGAAGUAUCAAUGCUUUAAGUCAGCCUGGAUGUACGAAGUGUUUCAUAACGGCUUCUCUUUUCCCGUAAACUAUGGCAAUUUAAAAACUGCACUGCAGGUCUAUGACAAAGAGGUGCAGUGGACGCUGGGGGCUAUCCUCUAUCGAACACGAUUUUUGCCUUUGAGAGACAUCCAGCAGGAGAGCUUCCGAGGCAAUCACUCCCACUGGCGCAGCUUCUCUUUUGUUUACAACCAUUACUUAUUCUUUGCCUGCUUCUUCAUCGUGCUGCUGUCCAUCCUGCUGUACCUGCUGCGGUUGCGACGGAUUCACCGGCGAAUGCUGCACAGCGGCCCAUCCCCUUCCCUCUGGAUUGAAGAAGGCCUUCCACCACAGAAGAUCCCAGGAGCCUUAUAAGCUGCUGAACAAACACUGGUCUUAAGACUUGCUAAAGAAAAAGCCAUCAGUUUUGCCUCAGGGUUCUUUUUUCAUCCCUAGAAACCAUUGCCUGAGCCUCUUGCUGCAGCAUUGGCAUCGAGGGGUCACCCACAUCUGGAGGACUGAGGAAAAAAGCAGGGUCAACUCGGCUUGGCUAGACUGGGGGGAAAUCAGCCAAUUUUUUUUAAAAAAAACACAAGUUAAAAGUAAAUGCACUUUGACAUAGGGAGGAGGGGGGAGGGACAGGGAAGACUUGAUGCCAGUAAAUGAAUAAAUGCGAAAGAAGCAAGCUAGUCUGUUCUCAGUAACUGCUGUGAUUGUUCUUUCGAAACGUGGUAAGCCAGCUCAUCAGAUUUUUUAAGGAUGUGAGUGAUGUUAUCUUAAUUUAUCAUCCAUCCCCCAAGGCAGGGGUGGGAAAUGGAAUCCAGCCCCAUUGCUAUUUCCUCUGCCCUCCACGCCCACAAUGACGUUGGUUGACCUGUUUUUGUCCGCACAGUUUGAUUUCAAACUGCAGGCAAAGGCACAGACAUCAGCUGUUUGUCAGGGCUGGCGGACUGCUAUGCACAGUGUCUUUUGGCCCUGCCACAUCUUAACCUACCCCAUAUACGAUAUCAGAUGCCAGGCACAUAUGUUUGGCUUGGCUGAAACAGCAUGACAGGCCAGAGGUCCCCCCCGCCCCGCUGCCUUAGCGGUUAUCAUUUGUCCCCAAGCUCCACUCCCUCCUUAUGCACCUGAGCCACUUUAAUCUAUUCCUUUCUGGCCUGAACAGCAACAGCAGCGUUAGCAGAACUCUCCUUUCCUGUUCUCCUGUGUCUUGGCCUGCUCAGUGGAACCAGCAUCUGAGGAGAACGGCAUAAAGGGGGGCAUGCUGCUAUUGUGAGGAGAGUGGCAUUGAAGAGCCCUUUGCCUGUGUGAGCAAAUGCACCUCAUAAGGCAAGGGCUCCACCAAAUCCUCUGCUGCUGUUCACACUGGGGAGGCGGGUCCUAAAGAGCCCUUUGCUGGUGUCGGCUGGCGCAGGAGUAUGUCAGUGGGCAGUGCCAAUACGGCUGGUGUCAAAGCCCUCGCUCAGUUCAAAAUGUUACCUCUCUUACAACUAUUUUGUAAACAAAUGCUAACCAGGGCAUUUGAGAUUCUGAGUUUCAUUCUAAAAAGAGGUAUAUAGGGUUAUGCAGUCUGUUAAAUUUGUGAUGCGUACAACAUUCUUGCAAUUUUGUGAUGGAGCAAGUCUGGCUGGCCAUUGUAAUGUACUGGUGAUGGAAAAUGCACCAAUAACAUUGGACAAUCAGCCUUGCCUGGAAUCUUGUGUGUGUGCUUGGUAGCACUCGUGCUGCAACAGAACUUAAUUGUAAGUGUGACUUUUAAUCUUUGGGCUGGACAGUAAUCCUUUAUCGUAGCAAAGAAUUGGGAAAGACUUCUGUAUCAUGGUGGAACGAUAACACGUAUGCCAUCACUUCCUAAUUUCUGGCUAUAGAAACUGUUUUUUACUUGAAAGAACAUGUUCAUAAUUUAAAGUGGCAUUUGUGUGAAUGUCUCAUAAAAUACAACAGUUAUCUUUGAAAGCA
Messenger RNA from Rhineura floridana, 3887 nucleotides. RefSeq names its product ectonucleoside triphosphate diphosphohydrolase 4. Gene Ontology annotation, molecular function: nucleoside diphosphate phosphatase activity. The transcript has 16 exons. The record is from RefSeq and is a predicted model, not a curated record. Lineage: Eukaryota; Metazoa; Chordata; Lepidosauria; Squamata; Rhineuridae. Gene Ontology annotation, cellular component: membrane. Gene Ontology annotation, biological process: nucleoside diphosphate catabolic process. Bases 471 to 2303 code for a protein of 610 amino acids.